Cylicostephanus goldi is the source of this 609-nucleotide messenger RNA. The record is from the annotation of a GenBank genome assembly. NCBI's taxonomy places the organism in Eukaryota, Metazoa, Nematoda, Chromadorea, Rhabditida, Strongylidae.
GAUGAAUGGGACAGUGUGAUGUUGAAUAGUUUCUCACUUCGCCAGCAACUGCAGACAGCUAGACAAGAACUCUCACAUUCCCUCUAUCAGCAUGACGCCGCCUGUAGAGUCAUUGCUCGUCUUACCAAAGAGUUGACGGCUGCACGUGAAGCCUUGUCUACAUUGAAACCACACGCUGCGAAUAUCCCACACGGUGCAGGAGACAUCGACAUGGAACAAAGUGUUGACGAAGCACAAGGCAUAUCUGAGGCGGUCCUAGCUCGUCUUGAUGAGAAGGCGAAGACUUUGACGGCUGCUCGUAAGCAACGUGGUAAGAAUCUCCCGGAAGAAUUGACGAAACAGGAUGAGUUUGCUACAUUCCGUGAAUCUGCUUGUCAUACUGGAAUACACAGCACUGGUACCCCCGGGAUUACUGCGUUGGAUGUGCAGGGUAAAAUGAUUCUAACCGGAGGAGCUGAUAAGACUGUCGUAUUGUUUAACUCCGAGAAAGAGCAGGUGCAAGAUGUUUUCAAAGGACACCAGAAGAAAAUCAACGCUGUCAUAUUGCAUCCUAACUCCAAAAACGCCAUUUCUGCCAGUUCUGAUGCUCAGGUUAGUGUUACCCUUUGA